This is a messenger RNA of Paramecium sonneborni, 252 nucleotides long. The record is from the annotation of a GenBank genome assembly. NCBI's taxonomy places the organism in Eukaryota, Ciliophora, Oligohymenophorea, Peniculida, Parameciidae.
AUGGAUCAGUAGAACAAAGAAAGUGUUUUUUUAAAGACAAAAUACUAUAUGGAUUAUUUAUGCUAUUCAAAUAUCUUUUUUUAUGGAAUAAAUGAUUUAUGGGAUAGAACUAAAAAAGAAAAAGCAAAGCAAGAAUUUGGUGAAGGAGUCAAAAAGGAAAAACUAUGGCUAAUAGUGAGGAAGAUUUAAGAUUUCCAUAAAUAAAUAGACUCAAAAUAGGUUAGCUUGCUUUAAAUAAAUAAUUAAAAGUGA